AAUCGAUCAUAACGAAAUCAAAUUAACAACGCUCUUGUCAAUGUCAUCUGUCAUGCGGCGAUAUUAAACAUUUAUUAUAAAAAGAUUGUUGAAGAAGUAAAGGAAGAAAAGUGGAAAGUUUACGAAAACAUUUUUAAAUGAGUACCUAUUUUCAUAUUUUGGGGUACAAAAUUAUUCCUUAAAGAUACAAGCCGACAAAGCAAAGUUGCGGUAGGACAGAUAUCGCGGUUAUUCAUUGAUUACACCAUAUUGAUAGAUAGUAGAUAAUAAUAAAAACAAAAUGACGGAUUUACCGUACAGUGUUGAAUACGCCAAAUCUUCUAGAGCGUCGUGCAAAUUAUGUAAGAAUACAAUAGAUCAGGGAACAUUACGAAUUGCUUUGAUGGUGCAGUCUCCAUUUUUUGAUGGCAAACAACCUAAUUGGCACCAUUUGGACUGUUUAUUUUCAAAGAAACCCCCUACAGCUAUAAGUGAGAUUGCUAACUUUAACAAAAUCAAACAUGAAGAUCAAGAAGCAAUCAAGAAAAAAAUUAGUGGUGAAGACAAGGGUACUAAAAGAGGCAAAAACAAAAAGAAUGGAGCCAUGCCAUAUACUGUAGAAUAUUCUAAAUCAAGUAGAGCUACUUGUAGACACUGUGAUAUUAAAAUAUGUAAGGAUGAAAUCAGAGUUGCCAAAAUUGAUUAUGAUCCAAAGUAUGGGGAUCAUCCGUUGUGGCACCAUGUUAAAUGUUUUGCAGAAAAAAAGGUUGAAUUAAAUUUUCUUGGAGGUGGAGAAGAACUGCCAGGUUUUAAAUCACUCAAAAAAGAGGAUCAAAAUAUUGUUAAACAAGAAAUCAGGAGUUCUGAAGGUGAUGAGGUGCCCAUAAAGAAGAUAAAAAAAGAACCCAAAGAAGAAGAAGAUGUGAAAGCAGAAGCUGAGCUUAAAAAGCAGCUUGUGAAACAGAGCAAGCUAUAUGACAAGUCAAAAGACGCUUUGAGUCAAUUUACUAAGAAUGAGCUGCAUGAACUUCUACAAGCUAAUGAUCAAGAUGUACUCACAGGACGUGAUGAGUGCCUGAAUCAUUUAGCCGACUGCAUGGCAUUUGGUGUACCUGAGCCUUGUCCUGAAUGCAAGCAGGGCCAAUUAGUACUCGACACUUUCUACUACAAAUGUACAGGAGACAUGAACGAAUGGACGAAAUGCAUGUACAAAUCGAAGGAUCCAAAGAAAAAGAAAAUGGUGGUGCCACCAGAAUACAAAAAACAUUCCGCUUUCGCAAAAUACAAACCUAAAGUGACAACACGUAUAUUUGAAAGUGAACCUCCACCUCCUCCUACGAUAGUUAAAAAGGAAGAGCCAAUGGACAUUUCGAAACCAAAACCAAUUGCUCCUUUAAAGAAUCUACAAUUUUUCUUGUUGGGUAAAUUCAAAUCAUCAAAAGAAGAAGUCAAGAACCGUAUACUGAAGCUUGGAGGUCUCGUUGUAUCCAAGAUAACGGACACCACGGCGGCUGCUGUGUCCUCUAAAAAUGAAGUAAAGAAAAUGUCCGCCAAAAUGGAGGAACUACGUGAAAAAGAUAUUGAGGUAGUUGAAGAAACAUUCCUUGAUUUGAUUGACCCUAAAGAAGGUACAAUCUUGGACACCCUAAGACUGAUAAGAGAAAAUAAUAUCGCUGAUUGGGGAACUGACCCAAGUAAGCGGAUACCGCAAGAUGUACUAGAUGGAAAGUCAAUACAAAAAUCGGGAAGUCAAUAUGUUAAGUCCAAAUCUGGAAUCACUAAACUGAAAGUCAAAGGCGGUACCGCUGUUGAUCCUGACUCAGGCUUGGAAGACGUAGCCCAUGUGUACAAAGAUGGUGACGGCACUAAAUACACCAUUGUACUCAGCAAGACUGAUGUUGUUGAACAGAAGAACUCAUACUAUAAAUUACAAGUCCUUGAAGCUGAUAAUAAGAAAAAGUAUUGGCUAUUCAGGUCAUGGGGUAGAAUCGGUACACCCAUUGGUGGGAACAAGGUGGAAAAUUGUUCUUCACUCUUGGACGCUAUUAACAAAUUUGAAGGACUGUAUAUGGAAAGAACACAAAACCCUUGGGAUGCUAGAGAUCAUUUUAUGAAGAUGCCUGGUGCAUACUUCCCCAUCGACAUGGACUAUGGAGAUGAGCAAACUUCAGCUGCGCUUGUAGUUGACACUGUGAAAUGCAAGUUACCCGUCCCUGUGCAAAAACUUAUCAUGCACAUAUUUGAUAUUAACAUCAUGAAGCAGACUCUUAUGGAAUUUGAACUUGAUACAGACAAAAUGCCUUUAGGAAAACUAUCGAAGAAACAAAUCAAAUCUGGAUAUAAUGUAUUAUCCGAGCUGCUGAAGUAUCUCAAUGAGGGUAAAGCUAAUGAAAAUAAAAUUGUGGACGCAACCAACAGGUUCUAUACAUUAGUGCCUCACAACUUCGGCACUGACAAUCCACCAUUGUUGAACAACGCUGAAGCUAUUAAGUCUAAAACUGAAAUGUUGGAUAAUCUCCUAGAAAUUGAAAUCGCUUACAAUUUACUCAAGAGUGAGGAUGAUGAUGACAAAUCAGUAAGUCCAAUAGAAACACACUACAUAAAAUUAAAGACUGAAAUCUCUCCACUGGAUGUCAAAUCACCUGAGUAUGAGCUCAUUUUGGAAUACAUGAGGAAUACACAUGCAGAAACACAUUCCUCAUACACCUUGGAUAUUGAGUCUGCAUUCAAAGUAAUUCGCGAUGGUGAAGAGAAACGCUUCAAGCCAUUCAAGAAGCUCCACAACCGAAGGCUCCUGUGGCACGGCUCUCGUGUCACCAACUUUGCCGGAAUUCUAUCACAGGGUCUCCGCAUAGCUCCGCCCGAGGCGCCGGUGACGGGCUAUAUGUUCGGCAAAGGUAUUUACUUCGCGGACAUGGUGUCCAAGUCCGCGAACUACUGCUGCACCAACAAAGCUAAUCCUCUUGGUAUUAUUAUGCUUUGUGAAGUCGCACUCGGUGAUAUGAAGAAGUGUCACCAGGCGGAGUACAUAACGAAGUUGCCGAGUGGCAAACACGCGACGUGGGGUGUGGGACGUACCCAGCCAGACCCGGCGCGCGCUCGCACUCUGCCUGACGGUACUCUCGUCCCGCUCGGCCCGCCUGUGUCCGCUGAACAGAACACUGCGCUGCUCUAUAACGAGUUCAUUGUGUACGACGUGGCUCAAGUCAAAGCCAAGUAUGUGCUGCAGGUUAAGUUCAACUACAAGUUCUAGUUCCCAGUCGCAAUUCUGGAUGUCGACUUAUUUUAUUUACGUUUAUAUUAGCCAUUUAAUGACAUUUGUCUGAUUCCUAUUUUUAAUGUGUCUUUUAAUAUUAAGCGAGAUACGAUACUGUUAUGUUUGAAUUGCUUGUGUUUAAACAACCUAAUGGCGUAUUGCGAGAAUUAUUUUGUUUGAAAUA
Molecule: messenger RNA, 3419 nt
Organism: Papilio machaon (common yellow swallowtail)
Lineage: Eukaryota; Metazoa; Arthropoda; Insecta; Lepidoptera; Papilionidae
Gene: Parp1
Product: poly [ADP-ribose] polymerase
Exons: 21
Coding region: 281-3232 (983 amino acids)
Cellular component (GO): nucleus
Molecular function (GO): DNA binding; NAD+ poly-ADP-ribosyltransferase activity; zinc ion binding
Source: RefSeq, a predicted model, not a curated record